Molecule: messenger RNA, 1761 nt
Organism: Penicillium malachiteum
Lineage: Eukaryota; Fungi; Ascomycota; Eurotiomycetes; Eurotiales; Aspergillaceae
Product: GMC family oxidoreductase
Exons: 6
Coding region: 1-1761 (586 amino acids)
Molecular function (GO): flavin adenine dinucleotide binding; oxidoreductase activity, acting on CH-OH group of donors
Source: RefSeq, a predicted model, not a curated record
AUGUCUACUGGACAUGUCAACAGUAUCCCACCCGAUGGAGCUCGCGAAUUCGACUUCAUUGUCGUCGGAGGUGGAACGGCUGGAAACGUUGUGGCUGGUAGGCUCGCUGAGAAUCCAAAGGUCUCUGUUCUAGUUAUAGAAGCCGGUCGAGGAGAUCCGGAGAAGAUAGCCGAAAUUACCACUCCUGCCCGUGCCUUCGAAAGCCGCAAUGGCCCAAACGAUUGGAAAUAUAAAGCUACUUUGAUCGACCGACCGGAUUACACACGCGUGGAGAAACCCAAUACUCGAGGGAAGGUUCUUGGAGGUAGUAGCUGUCUUAAUUACUAUACAUGGGUCCGGGGGAGCAAAGGGACCUUCGACGAGUGGGAAGCUUUUGGUGGUAAAGGAUGGAAUUGGCAGGCCAUCAGGGAUUACUUUGACAAGCCUGCGACCUACCAUGAUGACGGAGAUAACUAUCCCCAUGUAAGGAAUGUCGGACUCGGAGGACCCCUCCAUAUUGAGCACGCAGAGCUAGUCCCCGAGCUACGACCCUUCCGUGAUGCUCUACUGAAAGCGUGGAAGAGCAAGGGCCUUGCAAUCAACGAUAAUAUCUAUGACGGAACAAUGCACGGUCUGACUCGCUGUAUCAAUACAAUUUAUAAGGGGGUACGGUCGGCUAGCUGGUCUUUUCUGGUUGGAAAGCCAAAUAUCGGCAUGUUAUCAUCCUCCCACUGCAAGCGGUUGAUAAUUAACGGCGACCGAGUCACUGGAGUGGAUGUCCACGGCCCCAAUGGCCAGAGUAUAACUAUAAAAGCGCGCAGGGAGGUCAUAGUAGCUGGUGGGGUUUACGAAUCGCCCAAACUAUUAAUGCUGUCAGGCAUUGGCCCCGAAAAAGAGCUUUCGCAGUUUGGUAUAAAGACUAUCUCAGGCUCGCCACAUGUGGGCCAGAAUUUACUUGACCACCCUAUACUCCCGCAUGUUUUUCGCUUGCAUAAUGGACUUGGCUUGGACGACCAUAUACUUCGAGCUGGCCCACAGAAAGAAGGAGCUGUGAGGGUGUACAAUGAAGACCAUUCUGGCCCUUUUGGUAGUGGCCUACUGGAGCUGGUGGGAUUCCCGCGUAUUGAUGAGCGUCUUGCAGGAAUUAAGGAGUAUAUAAAGGCCAAAGAAGAGAAUGAUGGAAAGGAUCCAUUUGGACCUGCUGGACAGCCGCAUUUUCAAAUUGAUUUUGUGCCUAUGUUCUCCGACGCGUUCCAAUGGCAUAUUCCAGUGCCUCCCGAGGGAAGCUGGUUGACUGUUAUUGUGGAUCUCCUGCGCCCCAUUUCAAAGCCUGGCUGGGUCAAGCUACGAUCGAAUAACCCACUCGAAGACCCAUAUAUCAACACCAAUUACUUCAAUAACCAUCUUGAUGUCAUUGCCCUACGAGAAGGUAUCCGGUUUGUGGACGAUAUACUCAUGACUGGUGAAGCUUUUAAGGACAUCAUUGGCGAGGACUAUCCUUGGCCUAUGCCGCGCAAUUCAGAUGCAGCAAUGGAUAGAAUGAUCCUCGAGCGAUCACAGACAGGGUUUCAUCCCUGUGGGACCUGCCGCCUUUCGAAGGAUAUCAAACAGGGAGUAGUGGAUGCACAGUUGAAAGUCCAUGGAUUCAAGAACCUUCGAGUUAUUGAUGCAUCUGUAUUACCUGUUAUUCCAGAUUGUCGUAUUCAGAAUGCAGUAUACAUGGUUGGUGAGAAAGGGGCGGAUCUCAUCAAAGCUGACUACAAAGACCUUUAUCAAAAUUGA